Messenger RNA from Ilex paraguariensis (yerba mate), 366 nucleotides. The record is from the annotation of a GenBank genome assembly. NCBI's taxonomy places the organism in Eukaryota, Viridiplantae, Streptophyta, Magnoliopsida, Aquifoliales, Aquifoliaceae.
AUGUCGGCAACUGCUAGUGGGGUUCUCUUGUCUCUCUUGCUCGUGUUGUUCUUUAGUCUCAAUGAUGUGAAAUUUGCCCAAGCAAAUGGGUUGGCCUCAGAAAACGGCACCGUCGAGGCGGCGGAGGCAGAAAUGAUGCCGUUGGUGGAGCCGGGAAAGGCGGAGAUGGUAGCUAUACUGAAUGACAGUAGGAGGCGGCUUGGGAGCUUCCAGAUUUGUGCAUUGUGCACUUGCUGUGGUGGGCCCAAUCGAUACUGCUUGCCUUCUCCUUGUUGCUAUGCCAUCAACUGCAACAUACCCAAUAGGCCCUUUGGCUUCUGUUCUUUCACUCCCAAGACAUGUAAUUGCUUUGGAUGCCAUCUCUGA